UCUCCAAGACCUUCUCUACUAGUGAUGGCUUAUACACAACUCAUGCUUCUCAUCUCUUGCACUCUCUUCUUGCUCAUGUCGGGCAGCAUCACUGCCCAAGCCGUUGCCUACUCAUGUACUUAUCUUUCAUUAGAUAAUCAAACCACAAAUAGCAGCAAAUACCUAGCCAAUCUCAACCUCCUUCUCCUUUCUCUCUCCUCUAAUUCUAAUGCUACCUCUGGUACCGGAUUCUAUAACACCACCACCGGUAAUGGCUCAGACAAAGUCUAUGGUCAGUUCCUAUGUAGAGGUGAUAUCACAGUCAAAGAUUGUCAGACCUGCGUCGAAACCGCUGGUACCGGUAUCAAAUCAGUUUGUCCCAACAUGACUGCAGCAGUAGCUUGGUAUGAUAAUUGUAUGUUACGUUACUCAAAUGAAUCCUUCUUCUCAAUUUUAGAACAAGAACCAUUUCGUUAUGCUCCUGCUCCAAAUAACUUAACCAAGUUGGAUCAGUAUAACACCACAGUGGGAAAUUUGCUUCAUCGGCUAGUGAAUCAAUCUGUUUAUGUUGCUUCUACUACUACUCCCAAGUAUUAUGCUUCAGGUCAAGUGAGCUACUAUUCAGGGUUUGAUAAUCUCUAUGGGUUAGUGCAGUGUAACCCUGAUAUAACUCCUACUGAGUGCAAUUCUUGCUUAAUUGGGAGUGUUAAUCUUGAUAUUCCAAGGUUAUUGUAUCCGAAACAAGGUGGGAGGAUUCUUAAACCAAGUUGUAAUGUAAGGUAUGAGUUCAAUAGUCCUUUCUAUCAACCAUCUACAACUCCUGCAAUUGCUCCAUCCACCAAUACAACGGUCACUGCUACUGGUAAUAAUGGAGGUAAUAGGAGAAAAUCAAUAACUAUCAUUGUCCUUGUUAUUAUUAAUGUUGCGACAUUUAUUAUAAUCGUAAUCAUCUCCAACUUCUAUCGACGUCUUCAAAAGAGGAAGCUCAAACUUGAUGAAGAUUACCAUAAUGACAUGACAUGGGUUGACUCCUUACUAUUCAACUUGGAGACAAUAAAAGCUGCCACAGAUAAUUUCUCUGAUGAAAAUAAGCUCGGACAAGGAGGAUUUGGAACUGUUUACAAGGGUAUUCUUUUGGAUGGACAAACGGUGGCUGUGAAGAGGCUCUCAAAAACUUCUGAACAGGGUGAAAUAGAGUUUAAGAAUGAGGUUAAAUUAGCAGCCAAGUUGCAGCACAGGAAUCUUGUUAGGAUCCUUGGCUUCUGCAUAAAAGAAGAAGAGAAACUGCUCAUCUAUGAAUUUGUGCCAAAUAAAAGUCUUGAUCACUUUAUUUUUGAUCCAAUCCAACGGUCACAAUUGGUUUGGGAAGAACGUUUCAAAAUCAUUGAAGGCAUUGCUCGAGGGCUUCUUUAUCUUCAUGAAGAUUCUCGAUUAAAGAUUAUUCAUCGAGAUCUAAAAGCUGGCAAUAUUUUGUUAGAUGAGGAGAUGAAUCCAAAAAUUGCAGAUUUUGGCAUGGCAAGGCUCUUUGUAGUUGACCAAUCUCGAGCCAAUACUAAUAGGAUUGUUGGAACAUAUGGAUAUAUGGCACCAGAGUACAUACUUCAAGGGCAAGUCUCAGUUAAGACAGACGUGUUUAGUUUUGGAGUCUUACUACUAGAGAUAGUGAGCGGUCAAAGAAGCAGCAAUUUAGAUCAAUCAGAUGGGAGCAUGGAAGGUGGCCUUCUCAGCUAUGCAUGGAAAAAAUGGACAGACGGUACAGCUUCAGAAUUGAUAGAUCCAACUUUGGGAGAAAAUUAUGACAGGUCUGAAGUGAUUAGGUGCAUUCACAUUGGAAUAUUAUGUGUUCAAGAAAGUGCAUCUAACAGACCAUCCAUGGCCACUGUUGUUAACAUGCUCAAUAGUUACUCUGCAUCUCUCCCAUUGCCUUCAUCGGCAGCCUUUGUAAUGGGUAGCUCAAUUCAUUUAGGGGAAUUUUCCACAGAUGAUUCAAGGGUAACAAAAUUAGGUCUAUCCACAAGAAAGUCAGAAAAAAAUUCCAUAAAUAAAAUGUCAAUUACUGACUUAUCUGGUCGAUAGUGCUGGUGAAGGAAGAACAUUUACUACAAGUUGUCUGAUAUCACAUGGAUGCUUUGUUUUACCAGACUUGAGUUACUUAGUCAGUGAACAAGAAGCUAAAUUUUGUGCUA
Molecule: messenger RNA, 2165 nt
Organism: Macadamia integrifolia
Lineage: Eukaryota; Viridiplantae; Streptophyta; Magnoliopsida; Proteales; Proteaceae
Product: putative receptor-like protein kinase At4g00960
Exons: 7
Coding region: 25-2055 (676 amino acids)
Biological process (GO): protein phosphorylation
Molecular function (GO): protein kinase activity; ATP binding
Source: RefSeq, a predicted model, not a curated record